GAGCUGUGGAUCUGACAUCGGAACAGCACUGGAAAUGCCCAAGCUGGCUAGCUCUCACUGGACUCGGAUAGCCAAAUUGAACCAUCUGGCUUUGCAAGAGGAAGCAGCCCCAAACAAACCACUGGCUGGCUUAGUAAAUGCUUCCGAUUAUGCCACUGCGUUGGGCAACUGCUCUGAUGAGAAAAUGUCGUUCAGCACGCACUACCUUCCUGUGAUUUACAGCAUUAUCUUCCUCGUGGCCUUCCCAGGAAACAUCGUGGCGAUUUCCACUUACAUCUUCAAAAUGCGGCCCUGGAAAAGCAGCACCAUCAUUAUGCUGAACCUGGCCUGGACAGACCUGCUGUACCUCACCAGCCUCCCUUUCCUGAUUCACUACUACGCCAGUGGGGAGAACUGGAUCUUUGGGGAUUUCAUGUGCAAGUUCGUCCGCUUCGGCUUCCAUUUCAACCUGUACAGUAGCAUCCUCUUCCUCACCUGUUUCAGUAUCUUCCGUUACCUGGUCAUCAUUCACCCCCUGCGCUGCUUUUCCAUUCACAAAACCCGGUGGACGGUCCUCGCCUGCGGUGUCGUGUGGAUCAUUUCGCUGGUGGCGGUGAUCCCCAUCACCUUCCUGAUUACAUCUACCACCAGGACUAAUCGAUCCGCCUGCCUCGACCUCACCAGCUCAGAUGACCUCACGACCAUCAAAUGGUACAACCUGAUUUUGACAGCCACCACCUUCUGCCUCCCCUUGGUGAUUGUGACCCUUUGCUACAGCACCAUCCUUAACACCCUGGCGAACGGACUGCAGACCCACAGCUGCCUGAAGCAGAAAGCUCGCAAGUUGACCAUUCUGCUACUCGUCGUGUUCUACGUCUGUUUCUUACCCUUCCACAUCUUGAGGGUCAUUCGGAUCGAAUCUCGUCUGCUCUCUCUCAGCUGUUCCAUGGAGAAUAACAUCCACGAAGCUUACAUCAUUUCUAGACCCUUAGCUGCCCUGAACACCUUUGGUAACCUGUUACUCUACGUGGUAGUCAGCAACAACUUCCAGCAGGCCAUCUGCUCCAUCGUGAGGGCCAAAUCCAGGGGGGACCAGGAGCAAGCCAAGAAAGCCAUUUGCUCAAACAACCCCUGAAAUAGUUCAGUCACUCAACAACAGCAGCAGCAACAACCCUGCCAACACCUUGAUUCUAAUGCUUCUGAAGUGCCACAUAUGAUCCUCAGUGGCACUUUCAGUGGCUGGUGUGUACUGAAGUGAUGAUGUGCCAGAAUCAAAGAUGAGGCUACCGAAAGCUCUUUCCAUUGUGUUCAUUGAGCUCUUCCCUAAAGGAGACACAAACACGAGACGCAUGUGGGCCAAGGAAGUAUCCACACACAGAAUCGCCAACAAAUGGACCUCAGGGCCCUCUCUCUGUUCUUACCCAUUUAUUAGAUACACCUGGAACCUGAAAGCCAUACAUUCUUGCCUGGGAUCUCUAGGCCCAUCAUUCACUCCCAGUUUCAUGUUCUUUGACUCUUGGGGCCUGAUUGCAUUGAGGCCUUGCUUAGACUAAAGUGUCACUUGGCAUUUAUUUUUCACAUCUUGGUUCAUCAAUUUUUUUUCCCUUCAAAAUCUUGUUUUGCUAUCCAAACAAACCAGUAAAAUAUACUUAGAAUAACUCAAGGGUGUCAAUACAAGGAGCUGGAAUUAGUCCCUGUAAGAUAUUUGCGGGGGUUACCAUGCCUUUAUUGUGGUAGACCAUCAUAAAAUUUAUUCCCGAAUCUGUAAGAAUUAUCAAGGCAUAGUAGUAAAUAUCCACAUACCCUAAGGAUGAAGAAGACACAUUUGGAAACAGAAAUGUAUUUAUUGGGCUUUAAUCAGAUCUAAUAUUGUUUUAAUGUCAGUGAGAAAAUACUCCAGGAAACAUUAAUUCUCUUUGGAUAGCUUAUUCUUUUAUGACUAUAAUGAAAAUGUAUCUAUCAAAACAGCAAAGGGCAUUCUUGAGUUGUGUGUUCUUAAUUAUCAGUAAGUGUAAAUACUGGAGAAGAUACCUACUCCAGAAUUUAAUUCCUAGCAAAUAUUAAUACAGUUAAUAACCUUUAAAGAAUAACUGAAUGGGCUGGUCAUACUUUUUCCCAGUGAAAAUGCAGAGCAAUCAUUAUUACAUAGACACAGAAGUUAUUGGAUCCAUGGUUAGAGGACAAAAAAGUUUCCAUAACUAA
Perognathus longimembris pacificus (Pacific pocket mouse) is the source of this 2181-nucleotide messenger RNA. RefSeq names its product oxoglutarate receptor 1 (gene Oxgr1). The transcript is spliced from 2 exons. Gene Ontology annotation, molecular function: G protein-coupled receptor activity. Bases 35 to 1114 code for a protein of 359 amino acids. The record is from RefSeq and is a predicted model, not a curated record. Gene Ontology annotation, cellular component: plasma membrane. Gene Ontology annotation, biological process: G protein-coupled receptor signaling pathway. Lineage: Eukaryota; Metazoa; Chordata; Mammalia; Rodentia; Heteromyidae.